This is a messenger RNA of Salarias fasciatus (jewelled blenny), 1780 nucleotides long. RefSeq names its product methionine aminopeptidase 2-like. The record is from RefSeq and is a predicted model, not a curated record. Gene Ontology annotation, cellular component: cytoplasm. Gene Ontology annotation, molecular function: metalloaminopeptidase activity. Gene Ontology annotation, biological process: proteolysis. Lineage: Eukaryota; Metazoa; Chordata; Actinopteri; Blenniiformes; Blenniidae. Bases 35 to 1465 code for a protein of 476 amino acids. The transcript is spliced from 11 exons.
AUCCCGCGCGCUUCCUUUCCCCGCAGAGCCUGUGAUGAUGGCGGACGUGGUGACGGAGCGGGCCGCGGAGCAGACGGCGGCGGAGGACCGGGAGCUGAACGGCGAGGUGGGCGACGGGGAGGAGGCCGAGCCGGUGGAGGAGGCGGCCAAGAAGCGCAGGAAGAAGAAGAAGAAGAACAAGUCAGCAGCGGCAGGCGCCGAGCCGGAGGCCGAUGGCGUUGCCGCGGUGACCAAGCAGCUGGAGAAGCAGGCCAUCGAGGAGAAGGAGAAGGAGGAGGACGGCGAGGAAGACGCAGACGACGGAGAAAACUCGACAGGGAAAAAGAAGAAGAAGAAAAAGAAGAAGAAAGGACCCAAGUCUCAGACCGACCCGCCGUCUGUCCCCAUCUGCGAGCUGUACCCCAGCGGAGUGUUCCCCGUCGGACAGGAGUGUGAAUACCCCACCACUCAGGAUGGCCGCACGGCAGCGUGGCGCACGACCAGCGAGGAGAAGCGGGUGCUGGACAAAGCCAACGAGGAGGUGUGGAGCGACUUCAGACAGGCGGCCGAGGCGCACAGACAAGUCCGGCAGCACGUCCGCGGCUUCCUGAAGCCUGGCAUGACCAUGAUCGAGAUCUGCGAGCGGCUGGAGGACUGCUCCAGGAAACUGAUCAAGGAGGACGGGCUGAACGCCGGCCUGGCCUUCCCCACCGGCUGCUCGCUCAACCACUGCGCCGCCCACUACACCCCCAACGCCGGGGACACCACCGUCCUGCAGUACGACGACGUCUGCAAGAUCGACUUCGGCACGCACAUCAACGGGCGGAUCAUUGACUGUGCCUUCACCGUCACCUUUAAUCCAAAGUACGACAAGCUGCUGGAGGCCGUGAAGGACGCCACCAAUACGGGAAUCAAGAACGCUGGUAUCGACGUGCGCCUGUGUGACGUGGGCGAGGCCAUCCAGGAGGUGAUGGAGUCCUACGAGGUGGAGCUGGAUGGGAAGACGUACCAAGUGAAGCCGAUCCGGAACCUGAACGGACACUCGAUCGGUCAGUACCGGAUACACGCCGGGAAGACGGUGCCCAUCGUGAAGGGCGGAGAGGCCACCAGGAUGGAGGAGGGUGAAGUCUACGCCAUCGAGACGUUCGGCAGCACGGGGAAAGGCGUCGUCCACGACGACAUGGAGUGCUCCCACUACAUGAAGAACUUCGACGUGGGCCACGUACCCAUCAGACUGCCCCGGGCCAAGCACCUCCUGAACGUGAUCAACGAGAACUUUGGGACGCUGGCAUUCUGCCGCCGCUGGCUGGACCGCCUGGGCGAGAGCAAGUACCUGAUGGCCCUGAAGAACCUGUGCGACCUGGGCAUCGUGGACCCCUACCCCCCCCUCUGCGACACCAAGGGCUGCUACACCGCUCAGUUCGAGCACACCAUCCUGCUCCGGCCCACCUGCAAGGAGGUGGUGAGCCGGGGGGACGACUACUGACACCCCCGACCCCCGACCCCCUCCGCCCACCCUGCUACUGCAGCACCACCACGCCCCCGAUGCUUCCCCCGGCCCCCCUAGAUUCAGCCAGUCAUGCUGCCUCCAUGUUGGGGUGGAGUGGGUGGGGUGGGGUCUGUGGGGGGGCUCUGGUCCUGCUAUUCUGGCUCCGGGUGGGACCUGUUGCACCGCACCCCCCCCCCCCCCCCCCCCCCCCAUACCUGUGGCUGAUCCGUGGACAGGCUGUGCUCGGUUUGGAACGCUCCCCAAAUGUUUUUGUAAGAAAAAAAGAGGAUUAAACUAAUUUUGAUCAUUGAG